Molecule: messenger RNA, 1663 nt
Organism: Linum trigynum
Lineage: Eukaryota; Viridiplantae; Streptophyta; Magnoliopsida; Malpighiales; Linaceae
Source: the annotation of a GenBank genome assembly
CUCCUCUCCAUUGAUUUGAAUGUCCCUUAUGUUUCUUAGAAACUUUCCUCUGUUCCUUCCCUUCCAAAAUAGAGACCCAAUUCUUUCCCUUCUUACAUCCAAUGGUGGAUUCAAUAGAAUUCAAUGCAAGCUUCUUGAGGCGUGACAGGAUAGGGUUGGCCUAAAUCUUGUUGGCCGACUACUUUGUAUUUCUUAUCCUUCAAGAUCCGUGUCUAAUAUACUACGAACAACUUUUGGGCUAAAUGAGCGUCGACAACAGUGUUUGAUGUAGGUUUUUAUCUAUUCCAGUUUGUCUUAUCCAAUGCCAAUAACCACAAGUAAGCCCUGGGGAAAGACUUUAUGGUUCAUCCAGACAAAAGUUCUGAGGCUAAAGUAGUGGGAGAAGCCUUCAGAGCGCGUCUUCCUGGAGUUUGCUUAUGUUCCUUACCUGGUCCAUCUCUGGGACUUGCCAGAAGAUAAUCGAACUUUUUCCCUAGAGUGAUUGCUUGCAUCACGGUUGGGUUCGAUGCAGGAUGCAGGGAUUUACGCCGUCUGGGCUGCGUAUUUAAAAUAAAGGUGAAGAUCGACAUCUGGUCCCCUCUACAACAUUGCUUGGAAGCGGGAAAGAAAACUUUGAAGGUUCAAUUGUUGGUUCCUUUUGGGUCUCACUAAGAUAUGAAAACAUCAAAACAGUUUGCAUCCCCUACAGAAGAAUCCUCCACGACCAGAGGAAUUGCACGUUUGAACUUGUAACAGGGGAUGACGGUUUUGGUCCAAAAAAUAUAUGGACUCAAACUGGUCCAAAAAAUGAAAAUUCAUAUGCUUCAUUUUAGAAUGGAGGGCGUAUCUAGGCUAGCCACGUAUGGAGAAAAGAUUUACGCCCGGGUUUCCAUCAGGGAUCUACUCAUUUGAUGUUGGAGGGUCUUUCGCAUCACUGCAACCAGGCGAGGAAGGAAAGAAUUCCAAGAUGUAUGUACGAGAAACAUCCAGCCGACAACAUGAAGAGCGAGCCGACUCUCGGCUCUACCUCCAGGCCUAUGAAAAUCAGUAGGCUCACAAACCUGUUGGACUCUAGGCCGGUUGGGUCCCAGAACAAGAUGGACGGGCAAAUAAUUCCUAUUACAAAUGGAGAGUGGCCUCAAGUAGCACUAGAGACAUAUAGCUCACCAAGAGCAGUGAAUGGGAAGUCUAAAGGGAAAGCGAUAAUGGUGGAGUCAUCUGGCUCACCAAGAGUCUAUGUGCGGAAAUUUUUUGGUAUUUGUAUUCAUGAGCCGCAAGAAGGUUGGAGGUGUCCAACCCCAAGUGGCCUUAUCCGCAUACAUGAACAUAUAUGAGUGAAAUUGCCAAGAUGUGGGGAGUACCUUGACUUUGUGAAUGCUAAAAGCUCACCUCAACCUAUCCAAGUCCAUUUAUUUCUUUGUGAAACCAUGUCUCCUAGUGACAAGGUCGCUUCUUUCAUUUCUACACUAGGACUUUCAUAUUAUUAUUGACUCACUCCUACUGUCACUCUAGAAAAUGGCCAAGUGUAACCACUUCCUAAAGCGUAGUAUAGCGGGUUUGGGUUUUAAUGUCAACUCGGGUCCUAGAUGUGAUGACUACUCAGCGAAUUCUUAUUAUUUAGCGAUGAAACUUUAGUGCAGGUUCAAACAAGCAAACAAGCAAGCAAUUAAACGGUUGUUUCAAG